AUGUCUUCGGGAUACGGCAGCACGGUGUCCAAGUUGCGGAACGACGCGAACAGCCUCCGACACCAGCUGGGAUGGUUGUCAAAUUCAGCCGACUCUACAUCCAACUGGUAUACCACUGAAUUUCUGAACACCUUGGAGCUUGGCAUGACCACAGUGUACAAACUGGCCGUUCUACUUCGUGGAGACUAUGACAACUCGCCUCAACCAAACUCAAAGGCUCAGCAGGACUACGUGAUGUCGAUGAUGGUACAGUAUUUUAAUAUCGUCGAGACCUAUGCGAAUAAUGGUCUCCAGAAGUUGCAGGAAAGCUCCAAGAAGAUUGUUGAGCUGCAGACCCUGGAGAUGAUCCCUCUAGGUCAAAAGGUCGAAAGCCUACUGAAGGAAUUGGAGGCCAAAGCCCUAUCCCUCAAUCAGGAUAUGGAGCAGAAGACAAGUCAGCUGAAAGCUCUGCAGGCUUCCUACCAGAAAGAGCUCGAGGCCAGGCAGGCACUGGCGCAGAAAGCUGCCGAUGCCAGGGCGGAGCGAGAAAAGGAGGAGCUUGGGUGGCGAAUUGCGUCGUUCAACAUCACGGCGCUGACGGGGACUCCUGACCUCUUCGGCUUCGAGGACCAGGUAAAAGACCUCGAGGCGCAGCUCACCAAAUCAAAUGAAGGCAUCAUACAGACAAACCUGGUCCUUCAAACCCUUGGAAACGCCAAGGUUGAGGCUGAAAAUUCCGAGCGCCUAUUGCGAGGCUUGCGGGACACGCUUCCUGCCACGGGCCAGAUCAUUGAAACCGGCAUUAAGCACGCGGGGGAUCUGCAACAAUCCCUCAACAAGAUGAAAACUGUGUCCGGCACCUUGCUGACUCGAGCCAAAGAGAUGAAAGGGGGCUCAAACGCAACCAAAUCAGUUGCAUCCAGCAAGGGUCAGAUUUCGUACGCGGUUGUCAACAUGUGUGUCGAUGCGUUGGUCCACUUCCGCCUGCUCGACGAAGUCAAGAUGGUCCGCGACGAGCUGGUCAAUAACUAUGGCGCACCGCUCCCCGAACAAGUUGCCGAUAUUCUUGCAGAGCUGGACAAGAAGUGGAGCGACAUGGCCGGCACCAAGCCCGUCAGAAAGCUGAAAAUCAUUGGCGCAACAUACGGCGGGAGGCAGGUGACAGCUGACGUCCGAAGGCAUGUCAAGGACGACCAAACCGUGCUCCUGGACUCGACGCGCUUCACGACAGACUUGAUUCCUGAUCCCAUCCCCGGCCAACCCAAGGUAUUUACGCUUUUCUACGAAUAUGAAGGACAAGAUAAAGCUUUAUUGAAGAUGAAGGACUCCAGCGGCUCCAUUACUCUCACCUCUGACUCGCAAUUCACCGAUCUAGUAAGGAUUACCACUAUCAAGGAAGGGAAAACACGCCUGGGGGGCGAGACCAUCAUCUAUGCAGUAAUCUACGGAGAUGAGAUUUUCACGUCUACUGAUGUUUACAACAAAAUAUGGGACAUGGAUCAAGGGCGGAAGUGGAAGAUCGACAACGAGUCCUUCGGCAAAGAUCCCUGGCCGCGUGUUGUGAAAACGGGAACCUUGUACUACAGCAUGGGAAAAGGAUUUCCGGACAGCGUUUGGACUGGAAAGGAGGGAAGAGAUACAUGGUACCCUGAUAAGUCGGCGCGCUCUACUGCGUGA
Messenger RNA from Exophiala aquamarina CBS 119918, 1656 nucleotides. RefSeq lists its product as uncharacterized. Lineage: Eukaryota; Fungi; Ascomycota; Eurotiomycetes; Chaetothyriales; Herpotrichiellaceae. The coding region runs from base 1 to 1656 and encodes 551 amino acids. The record is from RefSeq and is a predicted model, not a curated record. The transcript is spliced from 3 exons.